This is a messenger RNA of Manduca sexta (tobacco hornworm), 5592 nucleotides long. RefSeq names its product protein Aster-B. The record is from RefSeq and is a predicted model, not a curated record. The transcript is spliced from 17 exons. Lineage: Eukaryota; Metazoa; Arthropoda; Insecta; Lepidoptera; Sphingidae. Gene Ontology annotation, cellular component: plasma membrane; endoplasmic reticulum membrane; endoplasmic reticulum-plasma membrane contact site. Bases 178 to 2376 code for a protein of 732 amino acids. Gene Ontology annotation, biological process: intracellular sterol transport. Gene Ontology annotation, molecular function: sterol binding; sterol transfer activity.
ACGUUGGCAACGUUGUCAUUUAGCAGCUGUCAUUGUAAAGUUCGUGAUCAUAGAUCAAUUGUGUAUUUUUGUGCAAAAAAAGGUCAUUAUUUAGAUGAUGAAAGCAAAAAGCGCGAUAGCAAAUGAUAGCUUGCGAGUGGCAGACACAAAAGUGAAUUAAACAGAACUGAAUUUAAUAUGACUACUUCGGAAGUGGAGAGCCGUAACAUCACAAUAUCAAUGCGCAAGUCUAUGGAGAAUCUAGUGAUAUCGUCACAGGAUGCCAUCGGUCAGAGUAUCAGCCAGGCCCUCACGUUCUCCGGAGUCAUCACACAGCACACCAACAUCAUACACGAGAACAGAAGUGUAUCGAGAUCGCCGUCCCCGUCGCUGCGCAGCGCCGACUGCGGCCCGGACUCUUUAGAAAAUGACAAAGUUACGGAGCGGUGGUUGUUGCAGAGCGAGGGCUGCUCGCCGGCGGCGCACGGCAGCGACAGCGCCAGCGUCUCCAGCGGGGAGGUCGUCACUGUUGUCAAUGCACCACCUAAGACUGACAACCCUAAAAACCCAGGACCUCGCAGUAUAGACAGCGCGGGCGCAGGCACUCGCACCAAGAAGAAGAGCUGGUACAACGCGCUCUACCCCACGUACAAGAGCAAGAGCGAUGACUUCAAGCGGCUCUUCAAAGACCUGCCUGAUGACGAGAGGCUUAUUGUUGACUACUCGUGCGCCCUGCAGAAGGACAUCCUGGCGCACGGGCGCCUGUACGCGUCGCAGAACUACCUCUGCUUCUACGCCAGCUUCUUCAGCUGGGAGACGAGCCUCACGCUGCGGUGGAAGGACGUCACCGCCAUCACCAAGGAGAAGACAGCGCUGGUGAUCCCGAACGCGAUCCUGAUAUGCACGGAGGGAGAAAAGAACUUCCUCACAUCGUUCUCCGGCCGCGACAAGGCGUACCUCAUGCUGUUCAGGAUCUGGCAGAAUGCGCUCAUGAACCAGCCCAUGAGCAGCCAGGAGAUAUGGCAAUGGGUGCACAACUGCUACGGCGAGGAGCUGGGGUUCAACUCAGACGAGGAGGGCUACAUGCGCGAGGGACUCGACGACGUGCCCGCACUCCCAGAGGUCUUAGAGUGUCCACAGGACCAGGUGGACUCGUCGUCGGUGGACGCGAGCGGCGCCGCCGACACCAAGGAGGACAACAAGAGCAACCGCUCCGCCUCGCACGGGAGGGACUCCUCACCGCCGCUGGUGACGAACGGCGAUGCGGAGGAGCGCGAGGAGGACGGCGGAGACACGCUGCCCACUGACAUGUCCGACACCAGCGAGAGCGAGCCCGACAAACCCAACAACGGUGGCGAGAUGGAGAAGUGCUCGGAGCCGCACGACGGCAAGCUGAUGCUGAAGCAGCAGUUCCCGUUCAACAUCGACAACCUGUUCACCAUGAUCUUCACCAACUCCAAGUUCCAGCUGGAGCUGCUCGCCGCCAGGGGGACCACGGACUACGUGCAGGCGCCAUGGCAAGUGCAGAACGGUCGAAAGUGUCGACAGAUCAGCUACCGGCUCAGUCUCUCUACGGGACCGAUAGGGCCCAAAGAAGUGCAUGUGACGGAAACACAGGUAAUGAACAAAUGCUCGAAGCCCGGCGUGCUGUACUCGAUCGAGGUGACGAGCGACAACUCCGGCAUCCCGUACGCCGACUACAUCAGCGUCAUGGCGCACUACUGCCUCACGCGCGUCGCCGAGUCCGUCACCGAGCUCAGCCUCUACGGCAGCAUCAAGUACAAGCGCAGCAUGUGGCCCAUGGUCAAAGCAUUCAUAGAAAAGAACGCGAUGGCCGGGUUGGAGGAGUUCAGCCGCCUGCUGGAGGCGCGCCUCGCCGCCGAGGCCGACUGCGCCGCGCCGCAGGCCAGGAAGGCGCGCCGCCAUCGACGUCUCACCUCGUCGUCGCAGGAGCCGUCGGCGGCGGGGGCGGCGGGGGCGGCGGCGGCGGUGGCGGGCCCGCUGCUGGCGCCGCGCGCGUCGCUGCGGGCGGCCGCGCCGCGCCCCGCCGCGGACGGCGCGCGCGCCUGGCUGCUGGCGGCGCUGCUGCUGCUGCUGGCGCUCAACGCGCUGCUCUACUGGCAGCUCUACCGCGCCGACCGCUCGCGCGCCUUCCACCUCGACGACUUGCAGAACAGGAUGAGUUCUGUGUCAGACUCGCAGAUGUCGGACUGGUCCAAGCUACUGGAAGCACACUCGCACCGGCAGCGAGGGCAGUUGCUCGCCUGGAGGAGUGCACUCGACCGCACCGUGCAGCAUCUAGCGCAGACGGAACAAGCGUUGACGAAACUAUUAGAAACCAUAAAACCGUCCCUCGAGGGCGCCCAGAACGACGCAGACGAACGGAGCGAGCUGUGAGCUCAUCGCACCGCGCCGCCUGUACUCACACGCACAGCUCCGCGCUCGUGUGCGCAGUCUGCAGCGGACCAUACUCUCUCACAUUGAGAGGAUUUGGUCGCGGUCCGACUUGCUAGCGUGAAAUGGUAGUUGUCAUGCGUCAACUAAAGCAUGGUGAGUAUAUUGAGUUGUUUAUUGUAUUUAAAAUAUUAGAUGAAUUGUUUAUGCGUUUUAAUAACUUGGUUAGGUGUUGAAAGAGUAAAACAAAGAUAUUUUACAGCAAUAUUAGAAUGUAACUGUUUUAUUGCUAGUCGACGUUGCCUUCACGCGAGUGGCUGGAUCGUCUGGCGAUUUUGUGUAAUGAUCAUUUUUUUAUAUAUUACAUCUACAAUCCUUUAAAGACCUACAAAGCUAUUAAAACGUAUGAAAGAUAUAAAAAUUAUAUUUAUCAUAAAAAAUAACGUCUGUUAGAGGUUUUCAAAUCGAUUUGAUGAAUUUCAUAAAUAAUUUAAAAUUGACAGAUUUUUAAAUGUAUACAAUUUUCUAAAAAUUAUUUUCACAUUUUUUUUAUAAUCGCCUAAGACAUUGUAGAAUAAGUAGUCGGUCGUAAGGGCCAGGGGGUCGACUGUGUUUGUUGCCUUUUCUUAUUAAAACGAGCGAAUUGUUUUGUCAAAAAACAGUAACUUUGCCAGUUUUAGUAGUGGCAGCACCACGGUCGACCCGCUGGUAGCAGGCUCCUCUAACACUGUCCCCAUCGAAAACCUCACAGAUUCCCACUGUGAUAAAACUUAAAUACAAAUAAUUUUAUUAAUCUUGUAGUGUUAACCCUUCGUUUUAAAGGCGCAUAGCGUUUUUCUUAUCCAGUUUGCACUUUUUUUUUUCUUGCUACAAAGAAUUGCUAUACAUUUCUAGAGAAAUUACUUUAAAAAAUGUUGUCGAAAAGAUAUGAUUUGGGAUGCAAAUUGAACUUAUCUUAAAAAGUAAAACCCGGUAAAGGUGCGCUUCUGUCAUAUUAAAAUUGAUUGCUUUGGUUUUGUGGGGGCUUUGAUUAUCACACAGCUGACCCACUUUCCUUUACCGAAUUUAAAAAUAAAUAAAAUUGUUGUCUUUAAAAUAAAGGUUCGUACCUAAAUAUUAUUAAAUAAAUGUAUAUUCUUAAAUGAAAAUAUUCCAUUUGUAAUUCAUAUCUUUUCGACAGCUAUAGCCUCCUUGUAAACAUUUUUAAUCAAUAUCGCACUCCUAGACCAUUAAUAUCAAAUACGAUAUUUAUGAAAUAAUAUGACCACUGAUUAAAAAUGUUUGUACAGGGUUGUGUAAUCUUGAUUUUCUCCAUAUUUCCUACUGUAUCCACAAUUUCCUAAUACAGUAUCAUAGAUCCAGUAUCCAUUAACAUAGGUGAUGCGAGAAAAUCGAGGUCCAUGCUCUAUGAGCAACGUAAAAAUGUAAUAUUAUUUUAAUGCAAUCAUGUCGUACCUUCCUAGUGUACGUAAGUAAGGGCCAGUUAUAGACAUAACACAAUUCGCCAUUCAAUCUCGUAUUUAUUUGAAGAUCUCCCUUUUUGUAAUCCGAGAUAAAUAAAAUAGAUGAAUUUAAAUCAAAAUUUAUUAUUAUUUAUAUUUCUGAUUUUGUAUUGCACAUCAUAUCUAUAUUUCAUAAUACAUAAUCUAAUAUUUGGUAGCCACAUCCCACCCAUUUUUAUAAUUUUGCAAUUUACGUCAUUAUGCUCCCUUGGUAACAUGAAUAUAAAGGAUUUGAUAAUAUGAACUCGUAACAUAAAUUUAAUUACAAAUAAUAACAAUGACAAAUGACGAAUAAUAAAGUUAUUUUCAGUUUGCUUACUCCUAUUUAUCAGUGGGGGCAGAUCGUGUUACUUGUAUAAAGUUCAUGGUUUGUUUACUCGAUAUUGAGACGGCUAAUGUUUAUAACUGGUCCCUAAGCAGCAUAGCUUAUUUUGACACAUAGCCUAACAAGCUAUACAUUGAUUUUGCGUCAGCAUAAGUACAUAAAGGUUAUGUAUUGGAAUUUGAAACAGCUUUACCAAAAAGUCGAACCUCUGUCGGUUACGUAGAUGCAUUUUGUUUUUCUUUUUAAGUUAGUAAUAAAUUUAUUGAUAAGAGUAAUGUACGGUCGCCAAACUAUCGUAUGUAAUGGCGCCUUGCUGAGCUAAAAUACGCAUUACAAAGAUUUUAGUUUGUAAAAAUGGCGGCACGUUUCCGGGAUCGGACUGGGAAUUACAAGUAGCCCUUUAUUAAUAUUAUUCAAGCACAGAAACGGCUUGAAAGUUAUAUGCUUCAGUUUUCAUAUAAGCUACCAAGCGAUCUGUGGUGAGUUAUAUCGGGUCAAGAUCCCAUAGUCCCCCAUCUGAGUCCGUGCCACGAAUUUUCUUACUUAGUAUAUUGUGUUCUGUUUCUUUAAGUACUUAGACUGCGUUUUUUAAUUCAGCCAGGCUGAAUAGUGUAGUGGCAUUAGAAUAAGAAUAAAAUUCUAUUAUAAAUAAUUCCUAGUGUAAUUGUACCUAUAACUUAUCACAGAAUAUAUUAUAUGUAUUAAAAAUGGAAAACUAUGGUGUUGUUACAUAAUUUAUAUAAAAUGAAAAUAAAUGAACUUUGAAAAAGCUUCUUCGAUAUGUUUGUAGUAUUUUGAUCUCUUACUUUUUAAUUAUUAUUUUGUAUCAGUUUUGCGGUGCUUGUAGAUUAUAUUAAUGAAAUUACGUUUAUUUGAAUAUUCGCGUCAAUUAUGUACAUUGUGUAGUGUGUGCUGUGUAGUGACACUCGACAUCACAACUGACGAAUAUUAUGUACAUCACAAUUCAUAGUUAGAGCAACUCGUGCUGUGUAAAUUAUUUAUUAAUUAAGUGGCGGAGUCGGCAUCUAGGGUACGAGUUUUAUUUUUCUACCCCCUCUAAAUACCUGCAGCCGGCCCUGUCAAUAAUCGUGAAACGUAAAAUCAUUCCAUUGAUGUGUAAAAAUGAUCUGAAUGUACAUAAGUCGAGAAAUGUAAAGAAAUUCACAACUUGAGAACCAUCGUCAUUAGCAAGGCCCGCGCCACAGGCCACGCGGGGCGCGGCGGCGUGGGAUGGAUUAGAUUCCUAUUAGAUGUAAUAACGUGCAUUUGUGUCAGCCCUUGCCAGACGAGUAGCGUGUCUAUGCACAAAUUCCAUUUAGAGUUUAACGUUGCAACGUGUGUUGUAAGUUAUACAAUUCUAUUCUCAGUAUUGAAUAAAUAUUUUAAAGUGUU